Messenger RNA from Talaromyces proteolyticus, 1884 nucleotides. RefSeq names its product putative serine/threonine protein kinase. The record is from RefSeq and is a predicted model, not a curated record. Gene Ontology annotation, molecular function: ATP binding; protein serine/threonine kinase activity. Lineage: Eukaryota; Fungi; Ascomycota; Eurotiomycetes; Eurotiales; Trichocomaceae. The transcript has a single exon. Gene Ontology annotation, biological process: autophagosome organization; peptidyl-serine phosphorylation; autophagy. Gene Ontology annotation, cellular component: autophagosome; cytoplasm. Bases 1 to 1884 code for a protein of 627 amino acids.
AUGGACUGCUUAAAGGAAAAGUUUGUCGAGGGUCAGCUCCUCGAUGGACGCUUCCGCACAGUCGCCCCUUUGAACCAUGGAUCUUUUGGGAUGGUAUUUCUGGCCAAGGACACCAUGACCGACCAGGAUGUCGCAAUUAAAUGCUUGUCCAAGCCAACUUCAUCCGAGGCCCCCAUUCCUGUGACCAUCGAUGAACGAUCGGAAGAAUUGAAUUGCCAUGCUCGCUUGGCUUACCACCCAAACAUCGUCAACCUAAUCCAUUCCUUCGAGACUAGUUCGCAUUUUUAUCUUGUCUUGGAGUACUGUUCAAUGGGUGAUCUGUAUGAGGCUAUCCGAGGUAACCGUGGUCCUCUCGAAACGGAGCAUGUGCGUGACUUUAUGCUCCAGCUCAUUGAUGCCGUUGAUUUUAUGCACUCCAAUGGACUCUACCAUCGUGACAUCAAACCAGAGAACAUCUUUCUCGCCCACGAUGGAUCAAUGAAACUCGGGGAUUUUGGUUUGGCAACACGACUAGAAUGGUGUCACGAGGCUUGUGUUGGUAGUGACCGUUACAUGGCUCCCGAACAAUAUGAGCCGCCUCAAGCAGGCUAUUCACCUGCUAGAGCCGAUGUUUGGUCCAUUGGAAUUUGCCUCCUCAAUAUCCUCUUUGCCCGGAAUCCUUUUGUCACACCAACUGAGUCCGACAUUUUGUUUGCUGACUACGUACGUGAUCGUCAGUCCCUAUUCGACAUCUUCCCAAACAUGUCUCAGGAUACCUUUGAGAUCUUGCGUCAUUCUUUGGCUAUUGACCCUGAGAAACGCACUCUAUCUGGCAUGCGUGAUGCUAUUGUACGCACCGUUAGCUUCACCACUGACGACGAGUCUCUCGACGAAUUCUGUACCGAAGAUCGUAAUGUGGUACCCGCUAGUGCCAACCGCGAGCCUCUGCGUACCCCGUCAAUCCAGUCUCCUUAUGUUAACUCAGGCGAUUCUUUCCCUUGGGCAAAAGCACUCCAGACGAGCCCACCCCAGCCAAUUCGCCAGCUCUCCGCCAUUCCAGAUACCGAAUACUACUCGGAGGAUUUGUUUCCUCCCUCGGAGACUGCUGGUACUUCGUGGUAUUCCGUACAACCAGACUCCCCAUCCAUUGCUUCGGUUCUCGAUUCUGCUAUGGGUGCAUCUUACCAAUCUGUGACUGCUCGUCAAAACCGCCAACUCCACUCACAGCCUCUUACGGUCCGUCCCGUAACCAACUCUCUGCCUAGUCACGCUAUCAAGCCUUUGUCCGCCAUGUCCAUGGUGUUUGGCAACAACAAGGGCGACCAAUUCUCAAAAAGCUGGAGCGAUCUCUGGGACGAAGAAUGGGAAAUGGAAGAUGCCUCCUUGAUACAGCGCCGAGAGAACAAUGCUCGUAGCUGGAGCCAAGAUAGUAAGGAGAUUGAAAGCCCUGUGCAACCUGCGGGCCUUUUUGAACCGGAAACGUCUUCUUUCCUCAACUCUCGCUCUACGGUCUCUCGUCGUGGUUCAGAUUCUUCAGCCUCGCUUCCUUUCACAUCCAAACAAGACGAUUCCAACAAGUCCACCCCUACCCCUCACUCCCAUAACCGGAGCCCCUGCAACGUAACGGGCCGGUCGAACAUUGACAAGUGGGCUGCUCUGGGUGACCGUCGCCGGAAGUAUCAACCGCGGGAAGAAUCACCUACUCUGAAGAAGCAGCGCUCCAUGAACCUCAGCUGGAGACGUGAUUCUGGUCCCUCCCGAUCCCCUCAACGGAGGAACCCUUUCUUGGACAAGGAAUGGCGACGAAAUGGAGAUGAUAUCAAGGCGAAGCCCAACAUCGACUAUCAUGGAAGCCUGGAUGAGGACCUCGAUCUCGUUGGAGGAUGGCACGACCUACAUUUGUAG